Messenger RNA from Rhododendron vialii, 1730 nucleotides. RefSeq names its product amino acid transporter AVT6C-like. Bases 84 to 1448 code for a protein of 454 amino acids. Lineage: Eukaryota; Viridiplantae; Streptophyta; Magnoliopsida; Ericales; Ericaceae. The transcript has 5 exons. Gene Ontology annotation, molecular function: amino acid transmembrane transporter activity. The record is from RefSeq and is a predicted model, not a curated record. Gene Ontology annotation, biological process: amino acid transmembrane transport.
AAGAAACAGACAAUAAAACGUUCCCCGCAAAACAUGCACGACAAAUCUGAAACGAAAAUCACUCAACUUCUAAAUAAAACAGGAUGAAGUCCGAAAACCCAGAUGCCCAAUCGGCCGCUCCGCUCCUGCCCGAGCUCCUGUCGCCGGAAACCCAAUGUCCCCGUGGCGGCGCGUCGGUUUCAGGCGCGGUGUUCAACGUCUCCACCAGCAUGAUAGGCGCCGGAAUCAUGUCGAUCCCGGCGACCUUCAAGGUGCUGGGCGUAAUCCCGGGCUUCAUUCUGAUACUGAUCGUGGCUUUAUCGGUGGAGAUAACGGUGGAGUUCCUUUUGCGGUACACGAAUUCCGGUAAAGCGGUUACUUACGGCGGUCUCAUGGCGGAGUCGUUUGGGAAAAUCGGGUCGGUUGCGCUUCAAGUUUGCGUGAUGGUAACGAACCUUGGGGCGAUGAUUAUUUACUUGAUUAUAAUCGGGGAUGUCCUCUCUGGAAAUCAAUCUGAAGGAACAUUGCAUUUGGGGGUUCUACAAGAAUGGUUUGGCAUCCACUGGUGGAACUCCCGCGCUUGCGCACUCCUUUUCGUCAUGCUCUUCAUUCUGCUUCCAUUCCUCUUAUUACGCAGCAUAGAAUCCCUCAAGCAUGCUUCAGCUUUGUCCAUCCUCCUAGCAGUGUUGUUUGUUGCCAUAUGUUCCGCAAUGGCAAUUCAUGCGAUGUGGGAGGGCAAAACGGAAAGAUUAAGACUAGUGCCAGACUUUGCCAAUGGAGUAUCCUUCUUUGAUCUUUUCACUACCAUCCCAGUAUUUGCCACUAGCUUCGGAUGCCAUGUAAAUAUAAUUGGCAUCGGGUGCUUUUUAAAUGCUGCAGUUCAUCCAGUGAGAGCAGAACUUAAUAGACCUUCUGAAAUGAGCUCAGCCGUCCGGAUUUCUCUGGUACUCUGCGUGGUCAUCUACUUUGCUGUUGGUUUCUUCGGAUACCUUCUAUUUGGCGACUCAAUCAUGGCCGAUAUGCUAGUCAACUUCGAUCAAAGUUCUGAUUCAGUAAUCGGUUCAUUACUCAAUGACACUGUUCGGUUGAGCUAUGCAAUCCACCUGAUGAUGGUUUUCCCUGUCAUGAACUUCUCCCUCAGAGCCAAUGUGGAUGAACUGUUCUUCCCAAGGAAACCUAUUUUGGCCACAGACACCUUCAGAUUUAUAUCUAUUACAAGCAUUCUCCUGGCAUUCAUAUACGUGGUGGCAGUAGCUAUCCCCAACAUAUGGUAUUUCUUUCAGUUUAUGGGAACCACCACAGUCAUGUGCCUCAUGUUUAUUUUCCCAAGCGCAAUUAUUUUAAGAGAUGUUCAUGGUAUAUCUAGAAGGAGGGAUAAGAUUGUGGCUGUUUCGGUUAUCAUAUUAGCUGUCGGGACAAGCUUGACUGCAAUUUCCUCCAAUGUGUACAGUUAUAUGAGCAAGAAGUGAGUGGUUUUUUUUCCCUUUCCCUCCUGUUCCUUGGCAAGCAACCUCAAGCCAGCAUCUGACCAAAACAGUGAUGAUAUUUUACAUUGUAGCCUCUUCUUGUAAAUUUGUAAGAUGUAUUUUCUUCUUUUUGAGCUGUUAUUACAUGCGUUCUGUAUUGAAGGUAUCAAUUUACCUCAUCAACACUGCCUCUUUAAUUUGGAGGUACCCAUUGAACUGGAGUUUGGCCUAUUUAACUUUUUCUCAAAGCCAAUUGGUAUAAAUGUUUCGUGAACAUUUUUUAAA